AAAGGCUCUUACACAAACCGGUGAAAGAACUACGUAACCUUGUGUGCAUAUUAUUUUGUGACAACUACCAAUGCGUGAUGUUUGUGCAAAAUCUACGGUCCAUUGCUCGCUGACAUGCGGAACUCAGAUAAUGACAUACGUUAAUCGAAGUUAUGGAAUCAUCAAGGUUAAUGACGCUACCCUUCGUCUGAUCGUCAAGGGAACAUAUAAAAACCUCUGAAGCAGAACAAUCAGCACGCGACGUUCUGGAACAUCUCCAAAUCUGUGGCGCCUUCCAGAGCGUCAGCGGCGGACGGGAGAGUUGCUCGCGCGCUUCUUCUAUGACGACAUUUGACAAUGCAGUGAAGUAGUCGCCCACCAUCAUGUCGCUGCUCUUUCGUUUCGCCAAGCUCCAUGACCGUGCCAACACGCACGUCUUCACUUUCGUGGUGACGAAAUCGGUGACGCGUGAUCUGGAGCGAGAUGUCACCAGCAAGGAGUUCGCUUGCGGAUUUCAGCGCUGGGCCAUCACCUUCUCGCGCACUGACAAGGUGCUGGGCGUGUACCUGGUGUGGCGCAACCCGUCGGAGGGCAUGCGCGUGUACGUGGACUUCACGUUCACGCUGCUCAACCGCGAGCACUUCAGCGUGAACGAGGCCUUCUCGGGCAAGCAGGUGAAGUUCUCCGCCGACGCCCCCGCGCAGGGCAACCGCAACUACAUCCCCGUCUCCGACCUCUACGCGCGCAACUUCACCGACACCAACGGCGAGUUUCAGCUGGAGCUGACGAUGGGCCACGUGCGGACGGUGUUCGACACGGAGUUCCGGGUGCCACAGUCGUUCUUCUCGUCGCUGCACUCGUCGCACCACCGCCACCGCCACCACCACGGCGGCUCGGCGGCCGCCGCCGCGCCGGGCUCGUGCUCGGGCAAGGGCAGCCAGCAGAAGUUCGAGUCCACCUACUUCACCUUCGGCGGAUUCGACUGGAACGUCUCCGUCCUACCGCACGGCACCAAGGAACUA
This is a messenger RNA of Gryllus bimaculatus (two-spotted cricket), 1001 nucleotides long. NCBI's taxonomy places the organism in Eukaryota, Metazoa, Arthropoda, Insecta, Orthoptera, Gryllidae. The record is from the annotation of a GenBank genome assembly.